Messenger RNA from Anolis carolinensis (green anole), 3072 nucleotides. RefSeq names its product keratin-associated protein 5-1. The record is from RefSeq and is a predicted model, not a curated record. NCBI's taxonomy places the organism in Eukaryota, Metazoa, Chordata, Lepidosauria, Squamata, Anolidae. The transcript has a single exon. Bases 1621 to 2511 code for a protein of 296 amino acids.
UUGAGAUAGAACACAUCUCUAACUCAUCAUGGUUCCUAUCCAAUCAUUUGCCACCAGUGUCGCUCGGCAUCCUCACUAUAGUCUUUGAUCUUUCGAGGAACAACAUGACUUCUCAUCUACAUCACCGAGUCAUUGUCAAUGCUAAUUGGAAGUGUCUCAAUCCAUUGAACUGUGGUUACAUAACGUCUCAGGAAUCAUCUCUCCCAAGGAUGCUGCACCAUGGAUGGAGGCAUGGGAACCCUGACCCACCAUUCUCAAGAUUCAAUAUCAUCUGAUGGAAGAGGAGGAGCCAACUGGGACCUUAUAAGAAGAGUCCCUCUCCCCGAGAUCUUUCAUCCACUGGUUCUAACCUCCCCUCAGGUAUCUUCUCAACAAGGUAAGCCAACUUCUAUAGACCCUCAUAUCUAAGUUUAGUAUCUAUCUUUUUGAGUAAAUUUGCUAAUAAAUUCAUUUUUGUUCCAUAUGUCUAUGGUCCAUUAGAAGGGAGGUCUAGCAGGGUUCUUCUUCCCAACUUGGCACAAUAUCUGUAUCUACUGAUUGCAACCAUUUCUUUAUGGCAGUGGUUCCCAACCUUUGGGCCUCAAGGUGUUUUGGACUCAACUCCCAGUAAUCCCAGCCAGCUUAUCAACUGUUAGGAACUGUGGGAGCUGAAGUUCAAAACACUGGGAGGCCCAAAGGUUGGGAUCCACUGCUUUAUGGUUUGGGACAAUGUAGUAGAUAGUAGUCAAUACUAUUCAUGGAGUAGUGUUGGUCCAAAGGCCACCAUCCUACAUAGCAUUGGGUAGACCAUGUGGCUCCACGGCCACAAACUUAGUGUCUGAUGUGGUGGACCAGCAAGUUUCUUUUUCCCAACUUGGCAUCAUCUUUAUGCCAUUGAUCUGCACCAGCAGAAGAGUGAUAGUGCCUCAUCAAACUACAACUCCUAGGAUUCCAUAAGCAUUGAGUCAAGGUAGCUAAGGUGAAGGCAAACGGCAUUAAUUCAGUAAUGUGGAUGUACAACUGAGUCACAACCAUGAGGUUGAGUCCUUUAUAUCUGGUCAUCCUUACAAAUGAGUGAAUGCUUCAGAAGCAAAAUAUGUGUCUUCUCAUUAGGUGGUGCAUAACUGGUGGAUCAAUAAAUUUAUUUAUUUAUUAUUAUUUACAGUAUUUAUAUUCCGCCCUUCUUUCUCACCCCGAAGGGGACUCAGGGCGGAUUACAAUGAACACAUAUAUGGCAAACAUUCAAUGCCAACAGACAAACAACAUUCAGUUUUAGACAGACACAGAGGCAUUUUAACAUCUUUUCCAGGUUCACGAUUCCGGCCACAGGGGGAGCUGUUGCUUCACCGUCCAUUGGUGGCUGUUCUUCCUCAUUCUUUUCCUCGUGAGCAGUUUUAUGGUGUUGUAGAUUUGUUAAAUUAGCCUCCCGCAUAAAGCGUACCUAAAUUUUCCCUACUUGACAGAUGCAACUGUCUUUCGGGGCUGCUAGGUCAACAACAAGCUGGGGCUAUUUUUUUUUUAUUUAAUGGUCGGAGGCUUAACCCGACCCGGGCUUCGAACUCAUGACCUCUCGGUCAGCAGUGAUUUAUAGCCGCUGGUUACUGGCCAGCUGCGCCACAGCCCAGCAAGACAGCAAGUUCUAUGAAUUUUCUUUCCACCCUUAUAUUGUUGGUGUGCUUUUGCUCCCCUCUCUUUUCAGAGUCUGCCACCAUGUGUGAAAGUAGGAUUUACGCAGCUGGGAGAGAGCCCUACUUCAACCUGAACUCAACCUGGUAUGACCCCGCCGGUUCUUGGUUGGACACCCGCCGUAAGCCCUUCCAUUACACCGUCAAUACCUCCUGCGUGCCCUGCUGUAACAAAAACAACAAUUGUGACGUCCCACGAAGAGGAGGUCACAAUUACCGGUGCUACAGCUACCGCCAGUCCACAUGUACCCCCGAAUGUAACCCGAGACUCCCAUGUGGGUUUCGAAACCCAUCAGGAGGAUCCCGCGAUUACUGGGGGAGACCCAUCGGCGAUUCCUGUGACGGGCGGACCGGGGGAUACUACAGCAAUGAGGAGUCCGUCAAUGGAUCGUGCUGUAGAGCAUCAGGAGGGUGCGGCAGUGGAGGAGGGGCAUGUGCCAAACCAUCUUCUUCAAUUGGAGGAUGUGGCGGUGGAGUAUGCGCUGAGCCAGGUUGUCAGUCUUCUGGAAGAUGUGGAGGACGUAGAAGAGGAUUGUGCUCCGAGCCAGGUUGUGGCCUCUUUAGAAGAAGGCGAUCGGUUUGUUCCGAAACUUGCAGCAGAUCUUCCAGAGGAUGUGGGUCAGGAGGAUGUGCUGGACCACAGAUCUCAUUUUCAGGCGGUUGCGGAGGAAGAGGAUUAUGCUCCGAACCAGGUUGUGGCAUCGCAAGGAGAAGACAAUCAGUGUGUUCCGAAACUUAUAGCAGAUCUUCCAGAGGAUGUCAACCCUACGCGAGAGGAGCAUGCGUUGGGCCACAGAGUUCAGUUUCAGGUGGAUGCGGAGCAAGAGGAGUAUGUUCCGAACCCUAAGCAAGGUCUUCAAUAGUAUGUGGAUGAAGACUGGUCCAUUCCAAGCCACUGAUCCAUUCUGGAUCGUGCCAUCUCUGUACAACAACCAACUCCUUUAUAGUCAUCUGGUGCAUUUAUUCCUCAUUCAUGAAGGUUGGCAGGUGCUCCAUAUGAGUUAAAAUUUGACCCUAUUUAUUUGAAUAUUCGUUAUUUUAUAUACUUCUUUGCAUAAAGAUAGAAUCCCUAAAUGGUUUGCUAUCAAAAUAAUUUAAAAAUAAUUUAAAAUUGAUUAGGAAAUCAUUGUCUCUCCUGGUCCAUAAUUGUUGAUACCCUCAUUAUUCAGAUUUUAAGAAGUGUGAACAAUCCUUAAUCGUCCAAAUAUGAACCAACUUUAUUUAUUUGUUUAUUUAUUUAUUUAUGACAUUUAUAACCCGCACUUCCCACCCCGAAGGGGACUCAGGGCGGCUUACAAGUUAUAUGUAUAUACAAUAUAUUAUAUUAUUAGCAUAGUACAAUGUAAGUAUUAUAUAUUACUACAUUGUACUAUACCACUAUAUUCCAAUAUUAUUCGUAAUAUUAUAU